Uranotaenia lowii is the source of this 3235-nucleotide messenger RNA. RefSeq names its product pyridoxal-dependent decarboxylase domain-containing protein 1. Gene Ontology annotation, molecular function: pyridoxal phosphate binding; carbon-carbon lyase activity. Gene Ontology annotation, biological process: carboxylic acid metabolic process. Gene Ontology annotation, cellular component: intracellular membrane-bounded organelle. The transcript is spliced from 7 exons. Bases 149 to 2635 code for a protein of 828 amino acids. Lineage: Eukaryota; Metazoa; Arthropoda; Insecta; Diptera; Culicidae. The record is from RefSeq and is a predicted model, not a curated record.
GCGAGAGAAAAGGUGAUGUGUCAGAUUGCCACAUAACAAAUUGGCCACUCAGAAUCGUAUUUUUCUGCGGAAUCGUUUGGCCCGGAAAAACGUAUAAAAAAGUGUUUUGCAGCUUGAAAUUCGUCCCGGAACAGUGGUGCUAUACGCAAUGGCAGAAACGCCUACCGAAGCAGGAUUAUCACCGGGAGUCGGCAGCAUCCGGGAGGCUCCGCAGCCAGACGAAAUCCCUGCCUCCAAUGUCAGAUCAAGCUUAGCGGAGCUUGAAACCCAAGCCUCACAGGUGCUGAAUCGGUUGGAGUAUGUGAAGGUGGCCCUAGAGCAGCAACAGCAAAAUCAGUUGUUUCAGCAGAUGCCGGUUUCUCCGGGAUUUCUUCAGCCGGAUAAAAAACCAACGGCAGAAAUUUUAGCCAGUCUGGAAUCACUGGUAUCUCAGCUGGAUGUGGACGAUGAACCGGAAUUUGUGCUUCCGCAGCUGGACGAUUCCUCUCAGUUGGCGGUCAUAAGCCAUUCGAUGGGUGCUUAUUUGUCGUCCCUGGAAAGGCAACAUUUAAAUCGGUUCGUUUGCAAAAUCGUUUCCGAUACUAACCGCUGGCUGAGUCACAUGUUCCGAUUCUUGGACUGUGGCACCAGCUACUAUCGGGACAGCGCCGAAUGUAUCCUCCAUGCGGUGCGCUUGGCCAUAGCAAUGCGCUUUCCCGAGUCUACGGAAAACCGCCUGACACAAUUGCAGAACGCCACCAUUUACAUUUCCGAAACAAGUUCAUUGUUUGCGCUGCAGAAUACAUGCCGCUACAUUGGGCUCCCGGUCACUAACAUACGGGUUGUGCCGUGCAACACAAUGUUCGGAGUGCGCAGUACCAUGGAUUCAUCAGAGCUGCAAAAGCUUCUGACCGCCGAUGUUGAGAGCGGCAAAAUUCCCCUUUUUAUGAUUGCCGAUCUGGGAUCGUCAGUUUGCGGUGAGGUGGACAACUUAGCCGUAAUACGUAAUAUCUGUAGCCUAAACAACAUGUGGCUGCAUUGUCAGGGCCACUGUCUGGCCGCUUUGGCCGUCACAAAGGGCACAUUGACCGGGACAAAAUCAAUCCCCGACUCGAUUACCUUGAAUUUGGGCAACUGGCUCGGCAUCACCGGUUUGCCGUGUGUCCUGAUGUAUCGCCAAGUUCCGGCCAGCGCCCUUACGCUGUUUGAUUUGGAUCCCAUGCUGUCCAAUCGACUAAGUGCGCUGAGCCUGUGGACCGUAAUGCAAACGAUGGGAGUGGACGCUAUCAGCGAACGGAUUUUCAUGGCAUUCGAUUCCUGCCGCCAGGUCUACGAAGUGCUGAACAAGAUCGAAGGAGUGCGAGUUUUGAGUAAAGCACCACGUCAAGAGGCAGGAAAAACUUUCCGAGCGCUGCUGAAUAAUCCGAUCAAUUAUUGCAUAUUAUUCGAUACGGCUGUUCCCGUAGUUGUGUUCCAGUUCGAUGGAAGCACUUCUAGUGAUGUGGUUGGAGGCGCUUCCACAAACACAGCUGCUGCUUCGGCCAUUAGAGAUGGUGCUAAUAAUUCAGGCACCGAAGCCAAACCAUCCGCUUCUCUCGAUCCCGUGACAAAGUCCAUCGAAAAAGUUUCCAACGCAUCCUAUUACGAUCGGCUUAAUGGAUGGUUGGGACAGAUUCUUUUGCGAGACUGUGCUCAGCUGAAUUUGGAAAUCAUCAAUCAUCCAGUCUACGGAACCUGUAUUAGAUAUUCUCCCUUUUCGCCCGGAUAUGGAGACCUGCUGCCGCUGGACGAGGCGAUCGAAAACGUUGCACAAUUUAUUGAUGCUCAAAUCGAAAUACUAAUGGCCACGGUACGACACAAAAGUCGGUUCAACCAGCUGGUCGAGGAAAGCACAGUUCUGCGGCUCAUCGAACUAAACGAUUGGGCAGGACUGGGCAGCGUUCGAUACGUUCCCGAGGGUUGGGAAACACUGCUUACCGAUCAGGCGAAAACCGAACUGAAUCGGCUCAAUUCGGGUUUGGUGGAAAUGCUGAAGGCGCACGAUGGAGCCUUUUCCCUCGGCGAAGGAUGCGAUGGGUUGAUUUGUGUGCGUUUCGGCAUGGUCACCAGUGAAACGGACGUUGAGGAACUCCUCGAUUUGGUCAUUCAAACAGGCAUGAAGAUACAGGAAAACUCCAAAAUCCUCGACACCAUGUCCGAGAUCGUUCGCAAGGGCAUCGAAGCGGCGACCCAGGAUUUGCAGCGCGAAGCCGAGGAAAAGCUGUGGCAGGACGGCAUACUCCGCCAGGUUCCACUGGUUGGACGGGUUGUGAACUGGUGGUCCCCGCCGAUCAAGGAAAGUGGCGUCAAGGGCCGCAGUUUGAACCUUACCCAAGGCGUGGUUGAAAGCACCGAAAACAUCUACAAAUAUCACAUGCAGAUGCACGGCAAACAAACGCAGUUCAAAGGAAGUAAAAAUCCUCCGACCCCUCUGGUCCAAACGCCCAUCAGUGCGGACAGCAAAAGUCUACAUUCCAGAAAUGCUAGCUCCAGCAGCCAACAUUCGAACGGAACGGUCGAUAAAAGUGUGGCGCAACAACAACAGCAGCAGCACAAUGGCCAACAGGCGGCAAUGGUUGCAGAUGAUGUACCCAAUCCAGCUUCAGUGAGCACCUAAAAGGCCACCCACACAUUUACAAACACAAAGAUCAAAGUCAAGUUAUCUGUUUUCCGACGCAGGAAAACUCAGUCUGUAUUCCUUUACCCUUUACCUUUUACAUUAAAUUUUAUGGGCAUGUACCGUACCUACAUAUAUUUUUCCAUUCGCCUGAAACUGUUGUCAACCAAAGCCAUCAUCCGAUCUUUAGAAGAGACGCCUAACUACGUAGCGUGUAAGUCCUUUCGAAAUGUAAACUGUUUACCUUCUGUGAGACUUAACACUAUUUAAAUCCAAACUUUAGUGCAUUUCUUUAUUUUUGUUCGUUUACCCUAUUUGUAAGUCCAAUUGAUUUAUACUGUUAGAGUGAUAGAUAUCUGUUUAGUGUUACAGAGCCCGAUGGAAGAAAAAAAAAGUUUUAAAAGCAUUACUUUAAUUAUGGUAAUCUAAUGUUCAGUAAAGUUUAGUGAACAAAACAGCACCCCGUCUACUGCAAUAUUGGCAAACAGUUGUCUUAUAAUCUUAUUUAUUUCAGUGAAGAGCUAGGCAAUAUUCGAAUGUGCAUUCACCGAAAGUACGAAUAAUUAUUUUAUUUUGGCACAAAUACAAUCGCCCAUUUGA